Ochlerotatus camptorhynchus is the source of this 1440-nucleotide messenger RNA. Its product is annotated as transcriptional regulatory protein AlgP-like. The transcript is spliced from 2 exons. The record is from RefSeq and is a predicted model, not a curated record. Lineage: Eukaryota; Metazoa; Arthropoda; Insecta; Diptera; Culicidae. The coding region runs from base 1 to 1440 and encodes 479 amino acids.
AUGAUUUCAAAAAGUCAUCAAAAAAGCACAAAACCCCAAACCCCCAGUGAACAAGUCGCCGAGGAGGCGACCGCGAAUCCGUUCGCGAAGGGUGGUCUAUCCAGAUCUCCCCAACACAGUGAGCCGAACAAACGGCUGAAAUCUCCACGCGACGCAGAGACAACGGCCGAGAUCGGUGGACAGCCGGAGGAGCAGCCGAAGGACUGGCCCGGGUUAAUCAGAACCAUGAAUAGCUUUGGGCCCCUCCCUAGGUUGCUUGCAAUCGCGGGACAGCUCGACGCCAUCAUAGAGUUCACGAGCACGAAGAGCAACAUCGCGAAGGACCUAAAGCAGGCCUUGCGACAGCUCCGUGCAACCGUAAACGAGGCCCAGGACGACCACGAGCGGCUUAGGAAGCGACUAGAGGUCGCAGAGAGGGCGGAACAGAAGGAGCCGAAGUCUACCCAGACGGACGCCUUCAACUUGGCGGGCAACAACACGAUGUCCAGCGAGGCCCUCCACUUUGCCGUUACGCAGGGACAGAAGCGCGAUCGGCCCUCACCCUCGUUAGUAAAGGGCGCGGCACGCCCUAAGAGACGGAAAGUCUCUGCACAGGUGGAAUGUGUGGCGGUGGCCCAUCAGUCCACUGCAUCAGUGGACGUACCGCAAAAGAGGGCUGGAAUAGCCAAUAGAAAUUCAGUUAUGAAAAGUAGUGGCUCCAAGGGCGGGAAGCAGGGCAGUAAGAAGGGCGCCCCCCCGAAACCCCCGAAAGCCCCGAAACUCCCGGACAAAACUGCCCCCAAGAGCAGUGCUGCCCGGAACAGGAACAAGGGCGAAACUCUCAUCUUCAAGACGGAAGCGUCGAAAUACGCGGAAGUCUUGAAGAAAAUGAGAACGGACGAGCGCCUUGUGGAGAUGGGCAGCAACGUGAGGAGCAUCAGGCGCACUCGUACAGGCGAGAUGCUCCUGGUGCUCAAGCGUGGUGCUAAAGACCAGGGACCAACCUACCAGAAACUGGCAAAGGAGGUCGUUGGUGCUGGGGUGCAGGUGAAGUCGCUAGACUCGACUACCACCAUCCAGGUCAAGGACCUGAACGAAGUGACGGAGGCGACCGAGAUAGUCACGGCGCUCCGGGAACAGUGUCAAGUUGAGCAAAAUUUUAAUUAUUUUGUAAAAUCGGAGUCGAAGCCGGAUUUGAAGCCGGAUUUGAAGCCGGAGUCGAAGCCGGAGUCGAAGCCGAAGUCGAAGCCGGAGUCGAAGCCGGAGUCGAAGCCGGAGUCGAAGCCGGAGUCGAAGCCGGAGUCGAAGCCGGAGUCGAAGCCGGAGUCGAAGCCGGAGUCGAAGCCGGAGUCGAAGCCGGAGUCGAAGCCGGAGUCGAAGCCGGAGUCGAAGCCGGAGUCGAAGCCGGAGUCGAAGCCGGAGUCGAAGCCGGAGUCAAAGCGGGAUCACUGUGAAAGUUAA